Messenger RNA from Fomitiporia mediterranea MF3/22, 3053 nucleotides. RefSeq lists its product as uncharacterized. Gene Ontology annotation, molecular function: protein binding. The transcript is spliced from 6 exons. NCBI's taxonomy places the organism in Eukaryota, Fungi, Basidiomycota, Agaricomycetes, Hymenochaetales, Hymenochaetaceae. Bases 23 to 2542 code for a protein of 839 amino acids. The record is from RefSeq and is a predicted model, not a curated record.
CUCAGCUUGUCUCCCUUGCACCAUGAGCAUCCGGGACAGACUGCGCCCAUCGUCGACGGUAAUCUCGCCCUCAACCUCUCAGCAAGACGAUGCUGAAAACGACCACGAUGGUCGAGUCGUAACAGGCGUCGUGCUCUCUUGCGACGACACUUCCAAUGAAGGUGAUGUCCACAGAGAAUACAAACUCAUUCGCGGUGUGCAUCGGACGGUGGAUUUUGUGCGUGCGACCCUGGUCCAUCCAUCAGGACACCUGUCCGUUGGCACAGGCGGGUCAUCACGAGCGACCUUCAGCAGCCCAGUCAUGAGCCGAAGGCAUGCACGGAUAACGUUAGCAGAAGAUGGUUCGGUCACCGUCAUGGAUGUUGGUUCGAUGCAUGGGACUUAUUUGGAGGGUGUCAAUUUCUGUGAUUUCUUUCCAGAAAGGCUCAAACCGCGUCGACACUACUCAUUACGAUCCGGGGACAUCCUGCUUCUGGGCAAAUCCGUAACCCGAGAUGACAGAGACUGGAAACCUGUCACUAUCCGUGUUUCCUUCACGCAUGAUCCCGGUGCCCGCUUCGCAACUCCACCUCCUAAUCGAUAUGGACUGUACGUUAACUCCGCUGGGGAGUCAGAACAAGAUGCGGACGAGGACGCCGUCUCUAUUUCAUCAUCGUCAGGCGGGGAAGACGACGACAGCCGAGGUCUGGGUGAGAGUUCCCCGGAUACCUCGCCGGUAGUAUCCCACGUUCCACUACCGUUGGAUGGAGCACAACCCUCGGCGUCUACUUCAUCGGAAAACCUCGUCAGUAUAAGUAGGAAUGCGGAUAGUCCGAGUCCGAGUCCCGGUCCGGCCAUCUUUGACCUGAACCGCACACUGAGCGCUAGGAUUGCACUUCGUUCAAUGCUACCACCCCUCCCGUCAAUCCAACUCUCUUCAAUACGCCGCUUACCUUCCCUUCGUGAACUUGGCUUCUUUAGAGGUCCUUCUAACAAUGUGAAUGGUGUCGAGCAAGAAGCGGAUGGCAUUCAGGCACUUAACCCGGAUCAGACUGUCGAACAAGUAGACAUCGCUACCAACAUCACGGUACCGUCUGAACCUGCGAAUUUUGCGGCGGACAUUAUGACUAGCAUUGGUUCGGUGCGAUCACCAGUAGCGGAUGAAGACGCAGCUUCGGGUUCUAUCUUCGUGUGGCAGGAGCCAUCACAUCCGCAAAACCAGCUAGGUCUUGAGCUGAGUGCUCAUAGUAGCUUUGUUGAACCCGAGGCCGAGAAAAGGAAGAGCGAAGACAGAAGCUGCAGCUGUGAAUCGGAUAGCAGCUGCCAUUGUUCGGAUGACGCGGGCGAAAGUUCGAGCAAAGAGCAAGAGAAGUAUCCCGAGGUACAGCAUGACGACGAGAAGUCGAUGGAAAUUUCUCCUUGUAGUAGCCGUGGCGGGAGCCCGAGUUUCCGUGCGAGUGCGGUGUUUGAAAUGGAAAGCAGUGUGGAAUGUGACAGUGAGAAUGACUGUAAUGGAGGGUUUGAAGGACGGGACAACUGUCAAUGCCCGUCGGAGGAGCGGCCUGGAGAACUCGGUCUGGGCCGAGAGCAGCCACAAGAAGCGCGCACAAACGAAAGGCCUAUCCCGAUUCCGUUCAUACCUGGUUUGCAGAUUCCUGCUCCUACUGCUGAUCGGACGCCUACACAUUCCGCAAGACAAGAGACACAGCAUGAACCUCCUCGAGCAGCACGGUCGGAGUCGGCGAUUACAGCGGAAGAAUAUGAACAGCGUCGGCGUGCCAGAGCAGCUCGGUUCGGAUUGCCACUUAGUCCAGGUCCCUUCCCUCCCAGUCCGGUCAGUGUCUCUAGACGUGGAGGGCCAAGAGGAUCUCGGCAUGGAGUCAGUCGUGGGUCCAGGCGGACGAGAUUUGGGUCGCUAGCUGCGCAGGCGGGGCCGUCACUUUCCCAAGGGCCGAGCGUUCCAAGAAGCCCUCCGGAUGUAGAUGUGCUGCGUACAAAGGUUCAUUUACUCGAGAACCGAAUGCAAGAGAUCGCUACCAGCACCGUUUUGGCGAACAAUGCUGCGGCUUCGGCUUCCGCGUCCACUUCUGCCUCUGUUACGUCUAUUGAUGAGGCUCGGAAAGAGAUGGAGUCUAUGCGUGAAGAAAUGCGUCGUUUAUCAGGACUAUUAGAGAGUCUUGUCGCAAAGAUUGACGCUCGUGCGAAAGAUGUGGCACACGCCGAGCAGGGAGUCCAAGCAGAAGGAUCAGAGGCCAAGAAGGAGACGGCAUCGGAGGCGUCAUUGCCAACGAGCAGGAAACGAAAACGCGUGGAUGACCUUUGCACCCUAGGAACUAGCGACCUUGAAACUGAAAGGCUUAUCAUGAGUCUUAGCUCGCAAAUGCGUCGGCCAUUGGUCGAGAGGAUUCGUGAAUUCCAUGAGCCAAUUGAGCAACCUGAGGUCCGUCCUGCGAAGCGUGCUCGGAUGGAUAGGCAGCGGAGCACGAUGACGUUCGCCGCGGCGGCUGGGUAUACGGGUCUCGGUGCGGCAUUGGCAUGGGCUGCACUUGCCUAUGUUCUAUGAGGUGCCAGGUACAUCGACUUAUUCGUACUCGUCUCGUUCCAAUCGGGUCCGGCUCUUUCGUUUCUGGGUAUCCGCUGUUCCGCUCGUGCUUCUCCUGUAUCUUUGCACUGUCUCGGCUCCGCAUUCACAACAACUAUUUACAUUUUUUUUUCGUUCUGUUUCUGUCCUCUGAUCCAAGCCAAUCCAAUCUCUGUUUCCAAGUCUGCCCAUCGUCGUUGUCGCUUGCGUUGUAUCUUGCUAUCAUUUUCCUUGAAUUAGUCGUUCCAAUCUCCAUCUCCAUCGUCCGUCUCAAUGUCCAAUAUUCAUUCGUCUUUGUCCUUUCACUUUCACCAGUUCAAGCUUCCUUGACGAAAACGUCAUCUACGCAGCACAAAUAAUCACUUCCCCUUCCCUGUGCCACUUUACAAUGCUAUUUCCUUUUCACCGUUGCUUCCGUCAGUAAAGAAAACUGCUGCAAUACUGUUCCAUCUUCCAUCUUCUACCUUCUACAAUAGUCUAGCUUACAGUUUCU